CUACACUCUCACAGGAUCCUCUUCUGCUUCCCAGUAACGACCAGUCUGAGGUAAAAAGUUAUCUUUCAAGCACUGACGGUUGGUAGAGAAGACAGUCAUGUUACCAUUGCUAUAAGCAGGUUAGUGAUAUUGAUAAGAGACGCUGUUCCUUGUGACCGUCCUUGCUUCAGAGAUACAAUGAAUAAGACACUGUUUUCAGAGAUAGACAUCGCUGCUCUACAAUCCCUUAAUGCAAGCCGUGCAUUUUUUGCCAGUUUCCAAAAUAAAUGUCGUCAUUUCCUUGACAUAACCCCUUUCAUGGGGAUAUCCUAUAGCUUGGUGGCUGUGAUGGGAUUGCUUGGAAAUCUCUCUCUUAUUUAUGUUAUUUGCAGGCAGAAGCAGAAAGGAAAUGUUACCUAUGUCCUCAUUGCCAACCUAGCUUUCUCUGACCUGCUGGUGUGCAUCUUUUCUUUACCGUUCACUAUUGUUUACACAGUGAUGGAUUACUGGAUUUUUGGGUUGGGUUUGUGCAAAAUCAUCAACUUUGUCAUGUGUGCAUCUUUCACAGUUUCCCCCCUAAUCUUAGUGUUGAUAGCAUUUGAAAGAUACCAACUUAUUUUGCACCCUACAGGCUGGAAACCAAGUGUUCCUCAAGCCUAUAUAGCUGUGCUGAUUGUCUGGUGCCUGGCUUCACUCGUUGCCCUGCCACUGGUCUUCUCUAUGGUUCUGACGGGUAUUUCCCACACAAACAUCUCUAAGGUCUUUGACUUUCUAGCAGACAAACAAUUAUGCAAAGAGUCUUGGGCAUCGGAACAGCAGAGAAUGGCUUACACCAUCACACUACUGCUCUUGCAAUACAUCAUACCACUUUGUAUUAUCCUGGGCUGCUACUUCCAUAUCUCUUUGCACUUGCAACGUAGAGGAGCUCUGUUUCGGAGGAGAGACACUCACAUGAGAAGGGUCAAUCUGAUGUUGGCUUCUAUGGUUGGAGCAUUUGCAAUAUGUUGGCUUCCUCUCAACAUUUUCAACAGCAUCACAGAGUUAGAUCUUCUGCCAAUCUCUGUAUGUUACCAUGACCUAAUAUUUUCUCUGUGCCACCUACUUGCUAUGAUUUCCAUAUGCAUAAAUCCUGUAAUAUAUGGACUGCUCAACAACAAUGUCAAGAGUGAGUUUAAGUUGCUUGUCCAGAGCUGUACAGGGAGAAAAAAGAAGUUUUCACAGGUACUAGAAAAUCUAGAGUCUCACCCAUUAUCCAUCACGGCAGGAUCCCCGAGAACAUAUUACAAGGAGGAAGGAUGCUAAUAUAUUCCAAUUUAGUAAAACAUAUGACAACUAAUGGAAGAGAUUGUUGGACAGAGCUGAGUAAAGUGAACUUCCUUGUUAUUCUUCCAGCAUAGGUCAUGAAAUCAGGGGAAGUCCAGAGCAGAGGGUCCAUGAAUGGUCAAGCAUCUAUCUAGUAUUUACUUUUGGGAGCUGGUAAACGACUUAGACCACUAGGUGCAGAGGAACCAAAGGUGACCUUGUCACAUACCUGGAUGGGGGGGUGAGCAAGUACCAAACUACCUACUGCUACCUCUGAGAGACUUUUUGAAAUCAGGAACAUUUCUUCAAGUUAAACUCUAAUGUAAACAUCUUGUAAAAGAAAAGAAACAAAAACAUUGCAAAUGUUACUGUUAAUGCAAUGCAAUUUUGGUGCAGAAUCUAAACUGAUAUUUCUAAAUGACUAUUUAAGGUUAUAAAGCUUUGCAGAUGUUGCUUUUACAGUUUCUAACAACUCUCUCUAUGGUUAGAACUCACAUGUAUCACCUAAAUUACCGUUGUUAGGUUUUGUGUCUACAGAUUAGAUUUAUAUCAUUGUUUUGCUAUUUAGUCCACUGGCUGCCACAGAUAACUGCAAUGCAUAGAUGAGUAGUUCCUAUAUACAGUUAAAUGUUCUUUUUAAUUGUAAACAUAUUACAUUUAUCUAAUAUAUCUAUGUAUGUAAUACAGCUCUUAAAUUACAGAUCAAAGUACUGAGCAUAUUUAGGCCUGUUGUGGAAGAGAAAUGGUUCCUUUGUUUAUUUACAAUAAUCUGUCUUAACAAUGGUUCAUUUGGGAUCUAAAAAUAUAAAAUUUGUAAAGAACUCUUUAAGAACGGCGCAUAUAUUACAUGCACAUCUUCCUAUACCAUUAAAGGGACACUCAAGUGAAAAUUAAACUUUCUUGAUUCAGAUAGAGCAUGCAGUUUUAGGAGACUUUCAAAUUUAAUUCCAUUAUCAAAUUGUGCACAGUUUUUUUUGUCUAAACACUUUCUGAGGCACCAGCUACUACUGAGCAUGUGCAAGAGUUCAUGAUGUAUAUGUAUAUAAGUGUGAUUGGCUGAUCGCCGUCACAUGAUGCAGGGGGAACGGCAAAUAGAAGUCAUUUUUAACAUUUGUCAGAAAACAAAUCUGAUGCUCAUUUAAAAUUGCAUUAACUUUUUAUUAUGCAUGUGUUUAUUAUGCAAUUAUACUCUAUUUUAUGGCCCUUUAACAAGAGUAUGAUAAUAGAACAAAAUACCCUAUAGAGCAGUAAAAGUAGAAACAUAAAUUAAACAAUCCAAUAUUAACCCAAGUUGUACAAACACUGCACAAUAAACUAUUUUAUACA
Bombina bombina (fire-bellied toad) is the source of this 2607-nucleotide messenger RNA. Its product is annotated as neuropeptide Y receptor type 4-2-like. Gene Ontology annotation, cellular component: plasma membrane; neuron projection. Bases 178 to 1281 code for a protein of 367 amino acids. Gene Ontology annotation, biological process: G protein-coupled receptor signaling pathway. Lineage: Eukaryota; Metazoa; Chordata; Amphibia; Anura; Bombinatoridae. The transcript has 2 exons. Gene Ontology annotation, molecular function: neuropeptide binding; pancreatic polypeptide receptor activity. The record is from RefSeq and is a predicted model, not a curated record.